AUGGAAGAAGAGGGUCUUAGACGGAUGACCAUAGCGGAGCUUAAGGCGCUCCUGCUUGAACGUAACAUGAAGACCACUGGCAAAAAGGAGGAACUCAUUAAUCGUCUGCUUAGCAAUAGUGAAGAGUUUGAAGCUCCACUGUCGACGAACAACACAUCUGGCAUGGGCCGGGAUCCUGCCUUGCUGCGCCAACCAAAAAACUCUGAUUCCUCAGCGCCAGCUUCUGAAACCGAUAAGACCGAGAGUAAGGCGGAUACCUCAGAGAGCCCGGAGGGUGUAAGCAUUCGUGGCAGCCCCGUGAGUUCAGAAAGAGUUGCCAAUGAUGAGGUAACCGUCAAGGAGAUCCAAGAGGAGAUUUCAACUUCAGAACAACCAAAAGCUCCUGUAGAUGUGAGGUUGUUGAGUGAGGAAGAAAGGAAAGCGCUGCGUGCCAAAAGGUUCAACUUCACACCGACUACUACAACUGCAGCACCUGCAAAAGUCAACAAAAAUAACCAGAACCGACCUAAGUCAAGAAAUAACAAUUUAAAUAAUCAGCGUGGUAACAUCCAAUCGAGACAUGAUGGUAAUAGACAACCCCUUCGUAACAAUGGCCGUGAUUUCCGCAACAAUAAUACGGGAAGAGCUAUUGUAACCAACCAACCACAGCAACAACAACAAGUUAGGAAUGGUGAAGCGCGCAGGAAUCGUCGGAAUGAACGUUUGUUAAAGCGCAAGGGAGUGGAGGGUACUGUUGAGGUUGAUGAAGAAGAGAUGACCCGUCGAUUGAAACGUGCGGCCCGAUUUGGCAUCAAAUAA
This is a messenger RNA of Babesia sp. Xinjiang, 798 nucleotides long. RefSeq lists its product as uncharacterized. Bases 1 to 798 code for a protein of 265 amino acids. Lineage: Eukaryota; Apicomplexa; Aconoidasida; Piroplasmida; Babesiidae. Gene Ontology annotation, cellular component: nucleus. Gene Ontology annotation, biological process: poly(A)+ mRNA export from nucleus. The record is from RefSeq and is a predicted model, not a curated record. The transcript is spliced from 4 exons.